ACCGGCUGCAAGCGCACUAGCACCGAGGUCCCAGUAAACACGAUGGCGCUCGGAGCUGCCAAGCGAUCCAAGUCAGAGCCGACGACCCUCGAGACACUCGGCACCGACGCGCUCCUCAGCAUCGUCUCGUUCCUGCAGCCGAACGACGCGCUCAACCUCUCGAGUGCCAGCCCGGCGCUCGACGCGGCCAUGGACAAGUCGGUGUGGCGCUACGUCUUGCUGGAGCAAUGCGGCGUCAAGCCAAAGGUACUCAAGCCGCGCACGCAGCUCCGCAAGAUGGUCGUCGGCCAUGUCGAGAAGAAAACGUGCCACCACUGCGGCCGUUUUGUAGUCCGUGGCCUGUACACGAUCGACGACCGCAACGAACACUAUGGCAAAAAGCUCUGCAUGACGUGCAUGGAAAUGCCAGUGUUCAAGGAGAUUGGGCACAUGGAGGCCCUUCGCAAGUACAAGCUCAAGCACCACGAACUGCAUACGCUGCCAGUACGUCUCGCCCCCGAUGGGUACUACACCUACGACUACGAGCCGCCUAUGAAGAAGAUGUACAACCUCCAGGUUGUCUUGAACCUUGUGGCCCAAUUGCGAUAGGCACGUUCGAUGUAAUAGACAACAUCGU
Messenger RNA from Saprolegnia diclina VS20, 616 nucleotides. RefSeq lists its product as hypothetical. The coding region runs from base 43 to 588 and encodes 181 amino acids. The record is from RefSeq and is a predicted model, not a curated record. Gene Ontology annotation, molecular function: protein binding. Lineage: Eukaryota; Oomycota; Saprolegniomycetes; Saprolegniales; Saprolegniaceae. The transcript has a single exon.